Molecule: messenger RNA, 1434 nt
Organism: Helobdella robusta
Lineage: Eukaryota; Metazoa; Annelida; Clitellata; Rhynchobdellida; Glossiphoniidae
Exons: 9
Coding region: 1-1434 (477 amino acids)
Source: RefSeq, a predicted model, not a curated record
AUGUUUUUUCCUAGUGGCAAAGAAUUAAAUUUAAUUAAUGAUGAACAUUUUUUAAAAUUUUUUCAGUGGUUAACAGAUAUUAUAAUUAUUGUAAUUUCAGAGAAGGAAUAUUACGAAGGUGUGGGCAAACGUGUGAAUUACCAAGAAGUCACACCUUGCUUGAAAGGGGUCAAAAAAUUAUGGAGGCAACUCUUGGACACUGACCUCUGGAAAACCAUAAAAUUGGACAGGAAGAUCUUAAUCAGAUCAGUCAGAGAUGGUGUACCCAAAGAAAUGAGAGGUGACAUUUGGAAGCUACUGAUCCUCCAGAAUAAGCUGCAUCAAAAUGGAAACGUUGAACACCAGGAAUUCAACAACAACAUCUCCAAUAAAACUACCAGCGAUUAUGAUGCUCUUCAUUAUGAUCUUUUGAAAAACCAGUUGACUUCACAUCAGCAUGCUAUCCUAAUUGACUUGGGUCGAACUUUCCCGAGCCAUCCGUUCUUCUCAUCAGCAGCAGGGCCUGGCCAAGCUUCUCUCUUCAACGUUUUGAAGGCUUAUUCAGUGUUGGAUGCCGAGGUUGGCUACUGUCAAGGACUGAGUUUUGUUGCCGGCGUUAUUCUUAUUCAUGUGAAUGAAAGAGAUGCAUUCGAUGUAUUGAAGUACAUCAUGUUCGAACUUGGCUUCAGGAGGCAUUACAGACCUGACAUGGUGCCCCUUCAACAGGUGAGUAUGUACCAGCUAACUCGUAUGUUGCACGACUCCUACAAAGACUUGUUUGAUCAUUUCGACGCGAAUCAGAUCGCUCCAACGUUGUAUGCUGCCCCUUGGUUUCUCACAAUCUUUGCCUCUCAGUUCCCGCUAGGAUUUGUAGCAAGAGUUUUUGACUUGAUCCUAAUGCACGGGACUGAGGUCAUCAUUAAAGUGGCUCUCGUGCUGCUGGACAAUCAUAGAGAACUCAUCAAGCAAUGUUCUUCCUUUGAAAGUCUUGUCGAGUUUCUGAAAAUCACUUUACCCGAUAUGGCCAUCAUCCAAAUGGAAAAAAUUUUCAAUCAAGUCUAUUCAAUGGACAUAACUCGAUGUUUGGAAGCUUAUGAAAUGGAGUAUCACAUUCUCCAUGAAGAGAUCAGUCGGCCUAUUAAAAACUCUUCCCAGAUUGACGAUUGUGAUAAAAUUUUGACGAGUCUUAGGAGACAAAAAAUGGAGUUGCUGGAGCAGCUGCAGAUUGCCAGAAGGCAAAUACUAUCAUUGGAAGAAGAAAACUGUUUUCUUUCAAAUAACCAAAUGAAGUUGAAAUCUCAAAACCAAAUACUGGAGCUGGAAAGGACAGCUCUUCUGAAAAUGAUUGAUCAGAUGAACAACAAAAAUGAAGUGAAUCCUAAUCCUGAGAAGAGUGAAGAACUCAUUACGAACAUGCACAGCUCUUCAGGCGAAAACGUCCCGCUCGGCAUUUAA